AUGUCUGAAUAAAUGCUUUUAAGGGCAGCCUUUGUUGACUUUUUAAAACAAAUGCUUCCUUUAAUUAUUGAUCCUUUACUUAUUGUACACAGCCAUUUCAAAAAUUUUACUAAUAUACUUGAAGAUUAGACAAAAACACCUCAACAUAUUUUAGAAUUUAUUGAAAAACUUAAAUUCUAACCUAAAACCGAAAAAAAAGCUACUCCACAACCAAUUAUUACAGAACCAGCAUCUAAUCCCCAAGACCCAAAAGCACUCACAAUCCCAUUAAACUAAGUUUCCGGGUCUAUCUAAAAUAAAGGAUGUAAGAGUUUUUAAAAAAUAAAAAAGAUCACAGAAGGUAUUUGAGCAAUUAAACUGAUGUACUUUCACGAAUAAAAAAAGAUAAUUUGCAAGACAAACCAUCAAUUUAAGAAGAAAUUUAGCCAAAAUAAGUUGCUUAUGAAAAGAUUUAAGUUUAAUGUAUAUUUUUUUGUUAUUAUUGUAGAGCCUGCAAAAUUCACUUGUCAAUUCUAAAAGUUUCUCUAAAUAUAAGAUAAUAAUGGAUUCUCUAUUGUUUCUAAGGAAUGUAUUUUAGAUGACUUAGAAUUGGCGAUGAAAGAGUUUCGAAGAAAUACAAAGACUUUAUUUUGUAUGGCAGAAAGGAGCUCUGAAGUCAAUACUAGUGAAUCUACUGAAGUGGAUAAGAGUCUUAAAAAUAAGGAUUAUAAUUUUGGUAAAUACGUAGAGGCAGUAGUAGAACAACAGGAAAAUAAAACCGCUGAAAAUAGUCUUAGAAGAGGGAAUAAUUUUAAUAUUCUUUAAAAAUACAAGACAAUAAUUAGAAAUUAUUGA
This is a messenger RNA of Paramecium pentaurelia, 834 nucleotides long. The record is from the annotation of a GenBank genome assembly. NCBI's taxonomy places the organism in Eukaryota, Ciliophora, Oligohymenophorea, Peniculida, Parameciidae.